AUGCGGUUAAAAGAUAUAGUUACGUGGGUCCACAACAUUUUCGGCGGACCGAUUAUUGCCGAUGAUAGGAGUUCGCACUCAUGCCAACGAUGUAUCUAUACCAUGAUAUUAAUUACCAUUAGUUGCGGUUCAUUCAUAUUGUGCAUGUUCGAUAUACGAAACAUGCUUUACCCACAAGAUUUAGUGUUGAGUGUGAUCGACCUUUUAACGCUUAUCGGUAUUGCGUUUACUGUAUUCACAAUAUAUGUUUCUUCGUUAACUAAAUUCUUUCACAAACCGAAGGCUCACAUUUUGCAAUGCCUGAAUGACCUCGAUGCAGUAUUGUAUACAGUCAAUAUGCAUGAAGAUCCCUCUCAAAUACUUCCAAUGCAUUGUGCAUUUAGCAUCGGAUGCACGGUUUUUGUUGCUGUUGCGUUGGUCCUGGUGGAUGUAUUUCGAAGCAAUAAUUUUAAUGCUAUGGUGUCAGCAUUCAAAGUUCACGGAUUAUUUGUGAUUUUUCUAACACACGGGCUGUUUUUGGUGAUAAGUUACCAUAUAUGGAAGCGAAUGCGGUACAUGGGGUUACACUUGGAGAAAAUGAUUGAAAUCGCAAACCGCCGCAAAGAGCAACCCACCAAGAAUUGGGAGAAUUCAAAUAUUCGAUUUUGCAGAGGAAUCAAAUCGUUAGCCAUUGCUCAAAUACACUGUUUUGAAACAGUUAACUGUUUGAAUGAUGAAUAUGGCCUACAAAAUGUGACUGUGUUCGGGAUAUUUUUUUUCAUUCUGACGGCAAAAAGCUUUCACUUGUUCUAUGUUUGUUCUGUGCAGUUUAAACAAAAAGGAUUGACCAUCAUCGAUACGUUAGAACCGGGACUAAUGAUCGUGGUAGUGUUUUUCUACUUCUUUGCUACAACCUAUGUGGGUGAAAUGGUUAUAAGAGAGGCACAGCUGGUCUUAAAUAAUCUGCACAAAAUUGAAUCCAUCCAACCGUCAGGACAUCGAAAAACGAACUAUUCACUAGACAUCGAAUCGGAGUUGGUUGAGCAGUUCGGUAACCAGAUCCUACACCAGCCUAUUUCAUUCACUGUUAUGAAUUUCUUUCAAGUUGAUCUGAAGUUUUUUCAUCUGGUCAUGGCUUCGAUCGCAACAUAUCUCAUCAUAUUGCUUCAAUUUGACUUUCAAAACUAA
Anopheles nili is the source of this 1167-nucleotide messenger RNA. RefSeq lists its product as uncharacterized. The transcript has 6 exons. Gene Ontology annotation, biological process: sensory perception of taste. Gene Ontology annotation, cellular component: dendrite; neuronal cell body; membrane. The record is from RefSeq and is a predicted model, not a curated record. Lineage: Eukaryota; Metazoa; Arthropoda; Insecta; Diptera; Culicidae. The coding region runs from base 1 to 1167 and encodes 388 amino acids.